UUCUGUCUGCUUGCCUUACUUUUACCCUGCAGUAAAUAUCUGUUAUUGUGUCUUUGGGCUUCUCACAGCUAAAUUAGACAAAUGUUGCCUUUUUGUGGCAGGGUUUGCCCAAGUCCCCGCUGACCAAGGCCUGCAGCACAGACAGUCCUAGUGGUGUGGCCAGCUCUGACAGCUUGACCUCUCUCUUAGGCAUGGCAGGAGGACAGAAAAAACCUGCUGCUCUGCACAUGGACUUUUACUCGGACAGCGACUCAAGCCGCGGCAACCUCAGCAUCAACGAAGAGGCCACUGGUGGUGGUGGCAGCGGGUCCGGUCAGACUCUGGCAUCAUCGUCUGGUCAGUCGUACCAAGACGUCUUUUCUCAGGCGCGACAACAGCAGACGGCGUCUCCGACAGCUGGACCAGGACGCAGACGCCACGGAUCAAACACCGACGAGAAUAGCCCUGGUGGUGCGGCGAAUAAGACCAGCACACAGGGGAGUGAGGUCAGUUUGGGUCGGUUGAGGCAUCCUAGUGGCGACGGGGAAGACGCCGGUCAGAGUGGGGGCGGUAGCGGCAUGCCUGGCGCCCCGCCCCACACGGCCAACAGGAUCAUGGUGCUACAGAUCAGCCAGCAGGACAUCUCUCUGAUCUGCCUGGAGAAAAAGACGCCUAUCCUCGAACGAUACUUCAAGGACAUUUCUUUUGUGUCACAGGGGAGCCACAAGCAGGAAGUGUUUGGCAUCGUGGUGCGAGAGUCCAGCUCCAUGUUCAUCUGCUACUUAGUCAAGUGUCUCACGGACUCAGUGGUUUCGGAAAUCAUGAGCACUCUCCAGACAGCGUUCACUGCUGCCUACAGCAAAACAGGAUCUACAGCCGGAGGAGGGGCAGGGGGAGGAACUGGUGGCAGCAGUGGGACCGCAGGCAACACCCCUGUCACGCCCACCACCCCAGGCACCGCCCCCAACGAGCUGUGCACCUCAUGCCCCCUCCAUCAGCUGCAUCGGCUAUGUCAGGAAAUCACAACUGACUCAUCGACAAAGGAUGGUCACACUUGCCCAGAUGAUGGAACAAAAAUCACAAACUGUGACUAUAGUGAAAAUGGCACCAGCCUUCAGAUCAAUGCAAGCCUAUAA
Aplysia californica (California sea hare) is the source of this 1115-nucleotide messenger RNA. Its product is annotated as TBC1 domain family member 1. Bases 192 to 1115 code for a protein of 307 amino acids. The transcript is spliced from 4 exons. The record is from RefSeq and is a predicted model, not a curated record. NCBI's taxonomy places the organism in Eukaryota, Metazoa, Mollusca, Gastropoda, Aplysiida, Aplysiidae.